Gigantopelta aegis is the source of this 399-nucleotide messenger RNA. Its product is annotated as prostatic spermine-binding protein-like. The record is from RefSeq and is a predicted model, not a curated record. NCBI's taxonomy places the organism in Eukaryota, Metazoa, Mollusca, Gastropoda, Neomphalida, Peltospiridae. The transcript has a single exon. Bases 1 to 399 code for a protein of 132 amino acids.
AUGAUGUUUAUGAUGAAAUCAACGAUAAUUGUGAUAACUGAUGACAAAGUCGACCAUGAAUGUAACGACGAUGAUGGUGAUGACGAUGUCGACGAUAGAUGUAACGACGAUGAUGGUGAUGACGAUAUCGACCAUGAAUUUAACGACAUGAUGGUGAUGACUGAUGACGAUACUGACGAUGAAUGUAACGACGAUGAUGACGAUGUCGACGAUGAAUGUAACUACAUGAUGAUGAUGACUGAUGAUGAUACUGACGAUGAAUGUAACGACGAUGAUGAUGAUGUCGACGAUGAAUGUAACUACAUGAUGGUGAUGACUGAUGACGAUACUGACGAUGAAUGUAACGACGAUGAUGACGAUGUCGACGAUAGAUGUAACGACGAUGAUUGUGAUGACUGA